AUGACGACCCCUCUCGUCUGGAGACCAUCGCCAGUGUCCAUGGCACGACACAACAUGCAGUUCGCCGGCUUCUUCACCGCCUUCAUGAUCCCCUUGGGCCUGUUCAUGUGGGGUGUCCGCGACCCAGCCAGCGUCGCCGAAGCCAGGAAGAGAGCCGCCCGGUUUCGAUCGAUAAAAGCAUAA
Fonsecaea pedrosoi CBS 271.37 is the source of this 183-nucleotide messenger RNA. RefSeq lists its product as uncharacterized. The coding region runs from base 1 to 183 and encodes 60 amino acids. NCBI's taxonomy places the organism in Eukaryota, Fungi, Ascomycota, Eurotiomycetes, Chaetothyriales, Herpotrichiellaceae. The record is from RefSeq and is a predicted model, not a curated record. The transcript has a single exon.